AUGAAUUUACCGACGGAGAAAUCCAAACUGUUGGCGGAGAAGAAGCCACCGUCCCCGGCAUCAUCGACGUCGUCGACGAUUUCGACAAAGUUCGGGUCGAUCGCUGCGAAACUCUCCACCGGAGCGGUUAUUACCUGCGGCAUUCUCGGCUCCGUGGCUUUGCUGAAUAAGUCCGGGUACGUCGAUACCAACAACGGCGUUGCGUUUUCGUCGUUUUUGCGAAGACGAUCGUCAGCGACGGACCCGAUUUACGCGAAAGACAGCGCGGCGUUCUUAGGGGACAACUACGAUUUGAACAACAACAACUUUCCCGGGCAGCGCAUGGAAAUCCCGUACGCGUUUUUCCAGGACACGAAGUGGCACGACGCGCCGUUUUUCCGAUUCGAUGGCGAAUCCGUAGAGAAAGGUCACAUCACCCAGGAGGAGCUCACCGAGGCGAAGCAACGACAAGGCGAUCCGAAGAAGUCCAUGCCGGUGUUUAAGACGGCGGGAGCGGAUUCGGCAGACGUGGUGGUGACUGCGCACGCGACGGAUAUGAAUAGCUUCGGGUGGGUCAUUUACGAUUCCGCGAAAAAGAACGGGUUGGAGAUGGUUAUUUCCGGAGAAGGGACGCAGUUUCACGGGUUCGCGGAUAAAGUCAUCGGGUUGAAAGCGGCGUUACACGCGAUGCCGGGAAAUCCGAUCGUGGUCGUCGCGGACGCCUCGGACGUGUUUUUGCAAUGCAGCGCGUCUGAAUUUAAGGACAGAUUCACGAAAGCGGAAGCGGAUAUGGUCUUUGGCGGCGAGACGCAGUUGUGGCCGGAAGUUUCUGAUUAUUUCAAGCGCGACUCGGAAAAGGCGUUGAAGAAUGAAUUGUCGCACUCGUUCGGGGAUAUUGGCAUGGCAGAAGGUGUCACGCCAAUCAACAAAAACGACAUUCCGAACGGUUGGCCGAACGCCGGCGGGUGGAUGGCGAGGAAAGAGGCGCUUUUGGAAUACAUUUCGAGCACGGAGGAGAGAAUGAAUAAAUUUUCCACCGAAGAGUGGCCGGGAGAGUGGGGAUACCAAUGCCGACCAGACGGAGCGACCGACGCGGAUUGGAACGGAAAAUACGCUGGAUUACGUGGCUUUGACGACCAGUUAUGUUUGAACGCUUACAACAUGGCCAAGUUGCGACAAGGCGAUCGACGGCACAAAUUAGACGCGGACGGUUCUAUUUUGUUCAGCACGAACGGAUGCCCGGUCGCUGAUACCGGGAAGGACAGUAAAGAAAAGGUAUAUUACAAGUACACCGGCAAAGCGCCGUGCUUAUGGCACAUGAACAACCCUGUGGCGAAAAUUCGCUUGAAGGAAAUGUCCGCGACGUACCCGAACCACUUUUUGACGCCAGAAGGUACGGCUGCGAUGGCGGCGACUCCGGACGAGCACCCGGGACACCGCCCGCAGCAUUAA
Messenger RNA from Bathycoccus prasinos, 1431 nucleotides. RefSeq lists its product with no specific name. The transcript has a single exon. The record is from RefSeq and is a predicted model, not a curated record. Bases 1 to 1431 code for a protein of 476 amino acids. Lineage: Eukaryota; Viridiplantae; Chlorophyta; Mamiellophyceae; Mamiellales; Bathycoccaceae.